Messenger RNA from Corylus avellana, 733 nucleotides. The record is from RefSeq and is a predicted model, not a curated record. Lineage: Eukaryota; Viridiplantae; Streptophyta; Magnoliopsida; Fagales; Betulaceae.
AUGAAGAAUCGGAAACUCAAAGGUAAGGAAAACGGAGAGAAACUCAACGGUUCAGAAUUGAUCAAAAUGAAGAAUAAUAAGAUGAAGAAUAUGAAGAGGUUGGGUGGGCGUGGCCUUUCUCUCGAGGCCUUCAUCAAUGCCAAAUCAAAGAGCGAUUUCUACAACCCAGCUCUGAUAAAGAAGCAAAAGGAGUUCUAUAAAAAUGCAAAGAAUGUGAAGAAGUACAAGAAGUUGCUGAAGCAACAAAGUCAACAGCGUGAUAUUUCCUUAGCUAUAAGCCUAGAUGAGAAUGAAACUGAAGAUGGAAGCAUAAUGAGCAUGAACAACAAGAACAGCAAGAAUCGAGGUAUACCCAGUUUGAAAAAAAUGUAUGAGCAGAAGCGUGAAAAGAAAGAGAGCACAAGGAUUGAGAUGGAGGCUCUUAAUCAGGCAAAGAAGGAAGAGAGAGAAAAAUCAGAAGCUCGGAGGAAGUCUGUGAGGGAGAAGAUGUUCAAGAAGACGCAUGCAGGCCAGCCUGUUAUGAAGUACAGAAUUGAGCAUCUUUUGGAGACUAUUGAAAAUUCAGCCAAAAAUUAAGUUGGUUGUAGUUUUUGCUUUGCCCUUCAUCCCCCGCCAUCCUCUUUCCUAUUUCUUGUUAGUGAUGGAUAAUUCUAGCUGCAGUAACACUAAUGAUGUAACAAUUCAUGAACAGAAUUUUUUAUUUCAUAGAGAAGAGAAGUGAAGUUGGCAAUCU